Molecule: messenger RNA, 342 nt
Organism: Lathyrus sativus (Indian pea)
Lineage: Eukaryota; Viridiplantae; Streptophyta; Magnoliopsida; Fabales; Fabaceae
Source: the annotation of a GenBank genome assembly
AUGAUUAUAAGGUGGCCAAGAGUGUUAAAUCCAACUCAUCUUUCUCAGAUUAUAAGAACUCAAAAGAACCCUUUAAAGGCUUUGGAAAUUUUCAACAUAGCCAAAUCAAAAUACCCUAAAUAUUCCCAUAAUGGUCCUGUUUAUGCCACCAUGAUCACUAUCCUUAGAUCAUCAAGUAGACUUAAAGAGAUGAGUGAUUUGAUUGAGAAAAUGAAACAAGAUUCAUGUGUGUGCAAAGAUUCUGUCUUUGUGUCCGCAAUUAAGACAUAUGCAAAACAAGGGCUAGUAGAUGAAGCAAUCUCUCUAUAUAAAAAGAUUCCUCAGUUUAACUGUGUGAAUUGA